Taeniopygia guttata (zebra finch) is the source of this 835-nucleotide messenger RNA. RefSeq names its product migration and invasion enhancer 1 (gene MIEN1). Gene Ontology annotation, cellular component: cytosol. Lineage: Eukaryota; Metazoa; Chordata; Aves; Passeriformes; Estrildidae. Gene Ontology annotation, biological process: positive regulation of filopodium assembly; negative regulation of apoptotic process. The record is from RefSeq and is marked provisional.
CGAGCCCUGCGGCUUCGAGGCCACGUACCAGGAGCUGGCGAGCGCCGUGCGGGACGAGUACCCUGACAUCGAGAUCGAGUCACGCCUGGGGGGCACCGGUGCCUUUGAGAUCGAGAUCAACGGGCAGCUGGUCUUCUCCAAGCUGGAGAACGGCGGCUUUCCCUACGAGAAGGACCUGAUCGAGGCCAUCCGCCGUGCCCGCAAUGGGGAGCCCCUGGAGAAAAUCACCAACAGCCGCCCCCCCUGCGUCAUCCUGUAGCCCCCCGAGCACAGCGGGGUCCCCCCAGGCUGCCCCUCGCCCCCUCCCUUAAAUCCCUGCGUGCCCAGGGGGCUCAGGAGCCUCCUGGGGUGGCACUGGGAAGGGCAGAGCUGUGGCACAGGCGGCACCGGGGUUGUUCUGUCCCCUGCCCCACCUGCUGUGGGGUGUAGCCGUGGUUUGGGGGGUCUCCAAGCUGCCUUUGCCUUCCUCCCUGAGGGGGCACGGGGUUGGCAUCUCCCCUCCCUCAUGCCCUGGGAAUGGGGGGUCUGCCAUGGACGGAGCAGCUGCCAGCAGGGGAAUUCCAAAGGGAAUCCAUCCGCUGGCUGUGAAUUCCCUGGAAUUUGUUAAUGAUUAGAGCCCCUCGCACUGUUUAAUCCCAGGCAGGGCGGCCAUGGGGGAAGCCCAGGUGUGUUCACACCCCCUGCUCAUUCCCAGGCUCAUUCCCAGGCUCAUUCCCAGGCUCCCAGCCCUGCUUCCUGCCUGGAAUGAGCCUGCCCUUGGCCUCGGGGUGGGGGGGGGGGUCCCCUAUUUAUUCUAUACUGUGUAUAAUGGGCGGAAUAAAGGCUGGAGAAUGUG